Fraxinus pennsylvanica is the source of this 1335-nucleotide messenger RNA. The record is from the annotation of a GenBank genome assembly. NCBI's taxonomy places the organism in Eukaryota, Viridiplantae, Streptophyta, Magnoliopsida, Lamiales, Oleaceae.
AUGCCUGCCCAGAAGCGUUCGUUCGAGACUUCUCCUCCUCGCUCUCCUCCGCCACCGUCACCGCCCGAGGAAGAGAACGCCGAUGAUUCGCACCAGAAUCAACAUCCCGAACAAGCCGAUAAAGGAGAUGAUUCGAAUGACAGUCUUUCCUCUAGCGGAGGAGAAAAAGACGAAUUUAUCACUGUGAAAUUGGCAGAAAUACGGAAGGAAGUUCAGUGUCCAAUAUGUUUGGGUAUUAUUAGGAAGACAAGAACAGUCAUGGAAUGCUUGCAUCGUUUCUGCAGAGAAUGCAUCGACAAAUCUAUGCGGCUUGGGAACAACGAGUGCCCUGCUUGCCGCACACACUGUGCUAGUCGCCGCUCUUUGAGAGAUGAUCCAAACUAUGAUGCACUCAUUGCUGCUUUAUAUCCAGACAUUGAUAAGUAUGAGGAAGAGGAAUUUGCUUUCCAUGAAGAGGAGAAGACUCGCAAUAAGCAGAUCCAAGCCUCAAUUGCCCAGACUUUUCAACGACAGUCAGAAGCACUAGGAAGGAAACGGACGUCAGCCAGAGCCACAGCAGCGGCAUUUGUUAGGAGACAGGGCACAUAUCGAAAUUUGAGGGCUCGGAGAAGCCAUCGAGUUGUUGAACACCAAGGAUCUGAUGAGGAGGAAGGUUCUGAUGGGCAAGAUAGUGGCAAAGACUCAUCUUCUGCUGAUCAGCAUUUUACAGAAGUCAAACCGAAAAGAUACAAAAGAUCGAGAGGAAGUAGAGUUUCUCAGCCUUCAUCGGUAGCCAAUGCUGAUGCAAGCUGUGGUGAAAAUGAUUCAGAUGUAAACAGAGAAUUUCUGGGUGUAACAGUUGGCCUUGUUGGCAGCUCUGAAAUUCUUGGUUGGGGGAAAGGUGGCAUGCGUAGUAACACCCGUCAUGGUGGUCUGAAUGGGGCCAGUAGCAAGCUUUCUAGGAGUAACCGACUCCCAAAGCUAAUUGACUGUCUCCAACGUUCAGAUGAAAAUGAUGAGUUAAAAAUCAGUCUCUUGCUCGUUUCUUUGCACGAAGAGAAAAUACCCAGCUUGCAACGACCUUACCUUUGCUGCAGCUCAACAUCAUCCGUUGGACACUUGUGCCAGUAUGUUGCUAUGCGAACAUCCAUGGAAGCUACUGAAAUCGAGAUGCUAGUAAUAAAAGAUAUUCAUCCAACAAUAAACUCCUCAAGCUUCGGGAAGGGAUUCAGUAUUAUAAAUCCUUACAACAAUGAAAUGCACUUGUUGAAAGAGCAUCAGACCUUGGAGGAAAUUCAUGCCAGUUAUACUCAGCAAAAUCUGGUUCUAGCAUAUCGGCAAAAGGCACAAGGUUGA